CACCGCUUUACGGCAGAACUUUCUGUCAUCAUGUAACAGCCUCGUACUGUACUCUGCUGCUGUCCUUGUGAAGAUGAGGAGAACAUAUUACGUGCUGCAUCAGAGCAUCUAAAAUAUCAGAUCUUAUCAUUGGUCAGAUGCCACCUACUGAAGUCUGCAGCACCCAAGUGACACAAAAUCUCCUAAACAAAAAAAACGUGACAUGGCCUCCAAAUUCUUCAAGUACUCGGUGUUUCUUCAGAAGUACCGCACUCCUCUGCUUGCGGCGGGCUGCAGCGGGGUCUUUGCAGCCAACUUGUGCUACCAUGUUUUCCCUGACAUGACCUUCCGUCCCCUCUAUCAGGCCUGGUUCAAAAAAGAGCCGGUCACGUUGUCGGAGAAUCUUGAGGAUGUUUUCCAACAGGUGUUGAAGGAUUAUGGUAUCAGCUCACCCAACAAUUUCAGCGCCUUCGCCUCCUUUGGCUUCCACCCUGUAAGUGCUGGUGUCCCUUGGCUUCCUAAAGGGGCCCAUAUUGGCAUCCCUGCAAACUUUAACAGCACGGCCGACGACCCAAGUGGAAUCACCAACCGCUACAUUUUCAUCAACGGCAAAACUGUGGACUGGAGCAGCGAUGACGGCUCAGCUCUGAAGGAAGCACUGGUGUUUUCCAAAGAGGCGCAGAAAUUUGCCAUCGCACGAGAAGUGGCCCGCUUGCAAUCCGGAGGACCUGUUCUGACUGCCGCUGUUGCCCCGUUCUGUCUGGGCGGGGUUUGGGUGUACAGUGUGGUGUUGAAGCAGAUGUUGGGGCUCCAUGUUGGACCUGCACUGUUUCGCGGGGUUGCGAACGUUGUGGCGCUGGGGCUCGGCGGCGUGUCCUACCUCCUCACCUCGGAUGCUGUCAGUCACUGGAUCGACUUCACCUCGGACCAGCGUGCAGCGAGCGUGUCCCGUGAUUAUGCCAGAGGAGGGGUGGAGUUUUACGAUAAGAUUCUGUCUAGGAACAAGACACUGCGCUCCCUGAUGGGGGAGAAGGGAGAGAACAUGUACGCUCCCAGUGGGAACUUGUUUCCCGCUAACAUUCUUCAGCUGAAACACACACCGUACACAUCCAGGAGGGAAGGGAUCCUCGCUAUGCUGAAAAAUGAGAAAGUUUGACAAGAACUGUGUGUUGAGAAUUAAGAUACAUGUCAGUGGGGCUCACUUUAACCUGUCAUGACGUACUAUGAGUUGUGCUUACGUCUGAGUAGACUGUUGAAAAUAAUUGCGUGGGUUCCUCAACUUUAUUAAGCAGUAAAGUCAAAUCUGUCCAAAGGAAUUAGAGCUUGACCGAUGUGCAAUUUUUGGGGCUGAUACUGAUAUUAGGGCGUAAAAAUAACUGAUAACUGAUGUAUUAUUUGAUAUACACACGUUUUUCACAGUGAUCCGUCAAAUGUGGUUAUCAAACAUUAUUAUGAUAAAGAUAUUAAAUGGAGGCAGAAUAUUUUAUUGCUUAACAAAAAACAUUCAGUUUUCAUAUCAGCCCAAAUCAACAACAUAUACGCUGUUACUGAUAUAUGUGUGAUAGGCCGGUAACGACCAACCAAAUAUAUCUGUCGGGCUGUAAAACAGAAUUAACACAGAUUUCACAGAACAUGUGGUGAAUGUUAUUCUUCGCAAUAUUGUAUGUUUCCUGAAGAGACGAUCUGUGCAAAUUACAAGACAGUUGGCUAAAGUUCUGUGUCAAAUGUUUUAUUUAUCCAACAAAGACGAGAUUGAGAUGGUUCAUUCUGCACCCUGUGUGUGAAUAAACAUUUUUGAAACCUUCUCAGAGCAUGUGGUGAAAUAGACAGUGGUGAAUGGUCUUUGUCAUGCACAAUAAGCUGCAGUCUUUACACUUGAAACCUGUUUGAAACACUCCGUUUAAUGAGACAGUUCACCCAGUUUACAAAAAAAUGUUUCCCUCUCUUCAUUUGUCUAGUCUUCCUGCUGUAACCACAUUAAAAUCAGGGUGAGU
Acanthopagrus latus (yellowfin seabream) is the source of this 1973-nucleotide messenger RNA. RefSeq names its product transmembrane protein 177 (gene tmem177). Lineage: Eukaryota; Metazoa; Chordata; Actinopteri; Spariformes; Sparidae. The coding region runs from base 203 to 1135 and encodes 310 amino acids. The transcript is spliced from 4 exons. The record is from RefSeq and is a predicted model, not a curated record.